GGCGUGCACGAGGACCUUACUCUCAACGAGGGGAAAAAUUUUCCAUUGAAUUUCUGCGAGGAUUGUAGUCGCAAUGCCUCCUCGGAUACGCCUCACAAAUGCCCGGGUUCCUCAACCCAUUCGGUGCCAGAGGGUCCUCCACCAAUUUGAUGUCGCCAUUCCAGUCCGUUAUGCCAGUACCGCAACGGCUACGACUCCUGCUCCCUCGAUUGAGCAGAUGACCAUUUCUCCCGCUCCCAUCGCCAGAUUCCCUCCCUCUCAGCCCCCAUCGCACCGCAGACCCGAGUUCCGACGCUCCCAACUUCUCCGCCAAUACACCUCCAUCAUUCGCACUACGCCUCUUAUGGUCUUCCUUCAACAUGACAACCUUCAAUCAGUCGAAUGGGCCGCUAUUCGACGAGAACUCAGCAAAGCUAUGCAAAAAGUUGACGCGAAGAUCGCUGCGGAAGGCCGGUCCACUCCAGCUCUGGCCCCCCAUAUCAAAAUUCAAAUCAUCCAGACCAGCAUCUUCGAGGUUGCACUGCGAAUUGUGGAGUACUUUCGACCAGACAAGGCCACACUGGAGAAAGGCAAGUCCCCCAGCGCAGUCGACCCAGCCACGCAAACAUCCGCGGAAAUUUCGCUCGCCGGGUCUAAGGACGACCUAACAUUGACACACGAUCUCUCGCGUGCGGCUCAGGCUGCAGUGCGCAACAUGAAGGGGAAGCACGAGCUCUCUACCCUUCUUGCCGGACCUAUUGCUGUCCUUUCUAUUCCUUAUGUGUCCCCAGAACACUUGAAGGCCGCCAUGACAGUUCUGGCUCCCAAAGCCUUCGGGUAUACUGCGCCCACUCGAAGAGCGAACCCCGACUGGCACGAGCCUCACGUCCAGAAUGGUCUGAACAAACUGAGCGUACUUGCUGCACGCCUGGAUAACCAGUUGUUCGAUGUUGACCAGACGAAGUGGGUUGGAAGUAUUGAAGGUGGUAUGGACGGUCUGCGUUCUCAACUCAUUAUGGCAUUACAGAGUAUGGGAUCCAGUAUUACGAGCACUCUGGAGGGAGCUGGCAAGAGUUUGUACUUCACUCUUGAGAGCAGGAGAAGUGUGCUUGAAGAUGAGCAGAAGGGCACCAGCGGUGAGAAUAAGGCAGAGUAG
Messenger RNA from Aspergillus nidulans FGSC A4, 1135 nucleotides. Its product is annotated as mitochondrial 54S ribosomal protein uL10m. The record is from RefSeq and is a predicted model, not a curated record. Lineage: Eukaryota; Fungi; Ascomycota; Eurotiomycetes; Eurotiales; Aspergillaceae. The coding region runs from base 74 to 1135 and encodes 353 amino acids. The transcript has a single exon.